This is a messenger RNA of Pelagomonas calceolata, 2541 nucleotides long. Lineage: Eukaryota; Pelagophyceae; Pelagomonadales; Pelagomonadaceae. The record is from the annotation of a GenBank genome assembly.
AUGGAAGGGCGCAGUUCCUGGGAGGAUGUUGCGCCAGAGAGUAUGUCAGCUACUUAAAUGUUAGAGGGUCUGUCGUAGGUAAGUUUGAGACAUUUUGCCGCUGGCAAUGCAGUUGGGCUUGUCGCACACCUGAGGGAAGCAUUGGCGACGCAGGAUGGUGGCACAGUGCAAUGGGUGAUUCUGUGCUUUUGGCUACUGGAAUUGCUCCUGGCGAAAAACGCUGAUUAUCCAGAUUUGAAAGGCAAUAUUCAAUCGUUCCUUCUCGGGCAUAUAAAUAUGCUGCAUAUCAGAACAGCAUUCCAGCUAGUUUCCAGUCACAAUCGUGACGGAGCAGCUAGCAUUGCUGGGGCGGUGAAAGCAUUUGAAAACGUCAUUUUGCAUCUCGUUGAUAAACAUAGUAUUGAUAGUGGUGUUGCUAAUUUUAUUUUUUUAGAAAGGACAAAUCCUGCGUAGGUUGGAGAACUAUUUAUGACUCGUUUAACUUACAAGUUGAGGAUUUGUUGUUUGAAACUUCAAUUUCUCUGCUUGACAGUUCAAUGAUGCCAUGCAUGGCUGCGGAAGGUGAUUUUAGAUUGGAGGUAUCAAGGGUAUUCACCAGUUUGUUGCGAAGCGACAUUCAAUUGUACACUUCACAUUCUGCAAGCCAACCAGAUGUCUUGAAACAAAUGAAUUACACACCGGUCCGUAGCGAUUCUGCGUUCGCCCAUUUUGUUAUUCUGCUCUGUACCAAAAUCCAUGAUGUUGCUGCUGCGUGUAACUACCUCGAUACCUGGUUAAUGCGCCUUUAUGACCUUCAAUCUGCUUUGCGUGCAUUUACUUCCAAAUCAUUACUUGUCUUCGGUGCUUCUCUUUUCCUAAAGCUGGGUUUGUAUGAAGACGCAGUUGAUCUGGCACUUGAAUUCGACAUCACUUUGGCUAAGGACCUAGCCAAUUUAUUCGAGGUCCCACAGGCUCUAAGGAAGUAAGUGGUCGUAGCUUGCUUGUAAUAUAUCUCAUUUCAUAAAGAUAAUAGGCGCCUUUGGUUGCGGGUCGUAAGACACAUCAUCAAUGACCGAUCGCUAGUCACAGCGUACGUCGCAGUUGCUGCAUUCCACCAUCACAUACUCAGGUUAGCAAUUUCAGAGUCUGGUCGUGCGUUCAAGGAGUCUCGGUUUCUUUCAAUAGAAGACAUGUUGUUCGUUUUCCCCGACUUUAUUGUCAUCGAUACCUUUAAAACUGAAAUAGAAGGGUCUCUUAAGGAAUCCGAUCAGCAUAUAAUGUCUACCCGGACUUGUAUGGCGGCAUCGGCGAACACCGCAAAAAGCCUAUGUCGUGAAACGCAAACUCUGGUCUCACUUCAGAUACGCCUCUGUGCUGGCACACGCUGUGUGCUCUCUGGGUGCCCUGUUCUGAUGAGACCUUUUAAUUAUUAUGCUAGUGGUUUUGUAAAUCAAUCUUCUAGUGCCCAGUUAGAAGCACACGGUUGUGCAAAAGGGUCAAAGUGCCACCAGUGUAGCUUGCCUCUGAACUUUGACUGCCCUCUGACUGGCUGUCAGAUGAUAAACUCCAUUGACUCUGCUUUUACAUGACAGUACCUAGUGCUUAGCCAAGGAGCGUCCCAGGAAAGCCGAGCCGACACCAAGGUAAGUUUAGCCCGAGGGCGAAGUCUUGGCUUCUUGGGGUCUUUUACUAUACUAUACGUGCUGGAAGGUGCUGCAGCGGGCCAUCGAUCGCACCCGCUACAUCCAUGAAUGGGGCCGCCGUCGCGGCGCACGCGGCGCCUACUAGUAAAGGCGGAAAUGCGAACACCGCGGACAAACCCGAUUAAUAGAAGGACCACUCAACCCACAAUUAAAUAAUAAGAAAUUAUGGCAGACUCGGAAAGUAAUUUGAAACUAUCCGAGUCAUGAUUACAAAUACUACAACUUCAAGUUGAAGUAAAAUCAUGACUUGGACUCGGAGAGUUAACUUGAAAUGAGAAAUAAGCAGAAGAACCACGGGUGUUACUGUCCUCAGGCCUGAGUCCGAGUGAGCCUGCCAGUGACUUGAUCUCCGAGUCUAACUUGGGGGUUCAAGUUCUAGUACUAGCCGCCUCAGCAAAAGCCGCUGAGUAGUAGCCUAGUACUUACUGAGUACUAGUAGCAGGUCACCGGGUCACUUAGACGGGUCACUGUGCAAAAAGGGGCCCGGGGUAAAAUGAGCGUCCUUAUUUUAGCCUACAAGAGGCAAGACAAGCAGGGGUUGGGUAGCCUGAGUGCUACUGGCGCUGGCAGUGGCAAAGCCGGGUGCCUCCGAAACGGCCUUCUUAUGACUGGCACAAUUCUGAAACAGAUAAGGGUGUGCCGAGCGAAGCGAAGGUCGAUUCCAUCCAUUAUUUCCGAUCUACGUAGAGAUCGCGGCCCGAAGAGAUAGUGGCGCCGCUGUCGGUGGGGGUCGAAGAUCAAGCAGUACGUGCAUUCUCACUGGUCUCCGAUACGUGCAUUCUCUACUGGGCAUUUCAGCUUGAACAGAGGUGUCGGUCCUAAAGUAUCUAAAGCGUCGCAAAAAGGGAGGCAACUCUCU